Messenger RNA from Naegleria gruberi, 483 nucleotides. RefSeq lists its product as uncharacterized. The transcript has 3 exons. Gene Ontology annotation, cellular component: mitochondrial chromosome; mitochondrial nucleoid. The record is from RefSeq and is a predicted model, not a curated record. NCBI's taxonomy places the organism in Eukaryota, Heterolobosea, Eutetramitea, Acrasida, Naegleriidae. Gene Ontology annotation, molecular function: single-stranded DNA binding. Gene Ontology annotation, biological process: recombinational repair; interstrand cross-link repair. The annotation marks the transcript as partial.
CCAUUUCCAGAGCAUGUUGCCUCUAUUUUGAGAGCACCUUUGCAAGAUGUGGAUAUUGAAGUUUUACCUGAAGGGAGUUUGUUUUUACCAGAAAUUAAGUAUAGAAGAAUUCUCAAUAAGGCCUUUUUGCCUGGAGGAUGGUGUUUAGUUCCACUCAAUGAUUAUCAAAUUUUGGAUAGUGGUAUAAUAAUUCAAGAGUAUGCCUUGUUCUGUAGAGGUCAAUUUGUUUCUCAAACAUUUGGUGAACAAACUUAUGAGGCAGGAUCAUUUAAGAGUAUUGGAAGUGCUUUGGAAGGUUGUAAAUCAAAUGCUCUCAUGAGAUGUUGUAAAGAUUUGGGAAUUGCCUCUGAAUUGUGGGAUCCAAACUUUAUCAAUGAAUGGAAGAAGGAAAAUGUUCUUGCUGUAUUGUGUGAAAAUGCCAAAACGAAAGCCAAUAAGGUUCUCUAUCGUCGUAAAGAUAGACCAACAUUCCAAUAUCCUUGG